Molecule: messenger RNA, 7489 nt
Organism: Strongylocentrotus purpuratus (purple sea urchin)
Lineage: Eukaryota; Metazoa; Echinodermata; Echinoidea; Camarodonta; Strongylocentrotidae
Product: calmodulin-binding carboxy-terminal kinesin
Exons: 32
Coding region: 245-5080 (1611 amino acids)
Biological process (GO): microtubule-based movement
Molecular function (GO): microtubule motor activity; ATP binding; microtubule binding
Source: RefSeq, a predicted model, not a curated record
GCUGUAAAUAAUGACAGCUUUGCCAAGCAACUGGACCCGCUGGACCAAAAUGGUGGAUCGUUUCCGGGAGUAAUGCGACCAUGUUUUGGACUUAAAAUAGGAUAUUGUUCAGAUCUGACUACAAUUAUAUCAAUGCUUUAGCUCAAUUUGUUACCAUGGAUUCAAGAAAUUUAAUACAGUCUACCAACAUUUAAAGAAAGACAGUGAAAGACAUCAUCCUGAGCUAGAGGACAAAUUUGUCACCAUGGCUACCACUCAAAGAUCAGCCAAUAGGAAGAAGAAGACUGUUCCGAGGGUAGCACCCACACUGAACCCUAAGGCAGAGAUAGAGAGACCCCCCUCCGCAGCAUCACACAACUCAUGGUUAGGACAGGAUAUUGAUGGAGAUGAAGAGAUAGAUAGAGUAUCAACUCCAGUACAGCGCCUAACACCUGUAUCAGGUAGUCUGACAUCGGUCAGAGACUUUGAAAAUGAUGGGCUGACAAGUGGUCAUCGACCACUUUCACCACGGGCCCCCAGCCCUGGGAAUCUUUUAGAACGACCUAUAACCCCAAGCAGUGGAAGACUGAGUCCGCUAGAUGGCAUCAUGGGUAAAAAGAAGUCAAAGGUCAUGCCCACGGAGGAUGACCUGCCUAACGUUGAUUCCGUGCGUCACACUCCAGAGCCUAUGGAAGCAUGGAGUGAUCAAAGCAUGGCCGACCUCCACGACGAUACAGGACAUCGUCCUAAAACUGCCCAGAAAACCCGCUCCUCCUCUAGGACACGCACCCCCGGUGAGGGAGGACAUACAGGGAGUGUACCCAGCAUGCACUCUGUCAUCAGCGUCAGGGAGGCAUCAGAGGAUCACAGGAUUAGUGGUGUCAUGGAAGGUCGAAGGUCACCAGCUGUCAUGCCGUCGACAAGUGCAAGACAUGAAGAAGACAAUCGAAGCCUCGUAUCUACGACAUCUCGGUCCCGCGUGACCCCUCCCCAAAUGGAACAUGAGCAGCAGGCUUAUGUCCCAUUCGUCUACGCAAGGGACUGCAUCGCAAGGGUGAUGGAAGAUAUGAAGAAAAUGAAGGGAAAUCACAUACGCAUCGUUCAUGAAAUACAGGAUAGUUAUAGGCAGAUUGAGGAUCAAACACAGGAUCAAUUCAAUGGGUUUGUCAUAAAUCUGAGGUCACAGUACAAAGACAAGGUCGUGACCUUUAGACAGGUGAUUGAAGUACAUCGAAAGGAACUUGGCAGUCACAAGUCAUACUGGGAACAAACUUUGAUGAGUUUGAGUCAACGAAACAAGGAGUUGAUGAAAGAGAAAAAGAGAUUACUUAUUAUCAACAAGGUGGAGAUCGAAAGGCUGGAAAAGGAGAAGGUGGAGUUGACAAGCACUCUAACUCAACAGACUGACAAAGAACAUCAACAUUUUAUCGCCACCAAGAAGGAGUUGGAGGGAUCAAAUGAAGAAAAGAAGAUUAUCCAAGACGAGUUACAAACUGAGAAGGAGGAGGUGGAGCGACUUCGAGCAGAACUCGCGGCAUCAAAAUCCUCCUCCUACUCAUCAGGUGGUGAUGUUGUGGUGCCGGUUGUCGCGGCGAUAGAGAGGUCAGCAUCCAGAUCAUCAUCAUCGAGGGUGGAGGUUGCUCCAGUCCCAGUGGUUGUUGGUAGUGGUCUUGGGGAGGAGGAGAGGCAGAGACUUCAAGAUGAGAAGGCUGAGAUGCAAGAUAAAUACAUUGAGUCUCAGAAGGAGUAUGUUAUACUGCAGAGCAAGUAUGCCUCCCUGGAAAGCCAGUUCCAGAUGGUUGCUAAGGCAGCGUCGGCUGGAGAUGGGAACAAGAUGGAGGAGCAGAUAGAGAGUCUAAAGAACGAUCAAGAAUCAAUGAAGCAGGAGGAGGAGGAGUUAACGGAGGAGAUCAAUACAUGGGAGGAUGAUUUCAAAGAGAAGAAUGGGAGAGAGCCAACAGAAGAAGAGACGCCUAUGAGCGUGAGAGAGCUGCAGACCCAGCUCGAUGAGGUACAGAACAUGCAGUCUGACCUAGGGUCAAAGGUCACAACCCUGACUGCUAUCAAGGAGGGCAACAUCCCCGAGCCAGAGGCUGUAAGUGCUCCAGAGCCGAUCAUCAAAACUGUAGAGGUGACAGUGCCAGACCCUACCACUGUAGCAGCCUUGGCCAUGGCACAGAAGAGGAUAGCCAAGCUUGAGGCUCAGGUCAAGACCCUACAGGCUUCACUACAGAAAGAGAUGAAGAAGCAGAAGAAGGAGAAAGCAAGUGUGGCCAGGACCAAGAAGGAUGAUAAGGAGGAGAAGAACUUGAGACUGCUUCUCCAGGCUGUGCUUAGACAGGUACAUGAAAUAAAUGAUGAAGAGAUUACCCCUAAGGAAAGGGUAGCAACAAGACUUGAAGAGGCUGAGCUAGCUAAACCUAGCUUGCUGGAAGGAAGGGACAAGGCUAAAGAAGAGGCAGAUGGAAGCACGGAUUAUGACUCCUUCAACGCAGCCAAUCAGAAGGUACUUACCAACGAGACAGACAUCAUAGCACUCACCAUGAUACAGACGGGGGCGGUUCCAGAAGAACUUGGAGGGAUGAUGACACCACAAGUUAUUGUUGCAGGAGGAGGAGGAGGAGGAGGAGACAGUGGAGGUGUCUCCAGCGAGGAGAUGGAGGAGCUCCAGGCCCGCAUCACGGAGCUGGAGGAGGAGAACGAGUCCCUCACCGACUCAAACAGGGAGCUGGAGGAGACCAAGGAGGACAUGGAGGAGAAGAUAGAGGAUCUCAAGGCAAGGAUCAAGGAGCUGGAAGAUGCAGAAGGAGCUUCCGGAGCUGGAGCCGCUGCGGCCGCUUUCGCCAUGGCUAAUCUAGACUUGGAUGAUGAUGAUAUGCAAGGUAUGAGUGGUCAGAUGACAGCGCUCCAGAUGAAGAUAGACAGCGUGGAGAAAGAGCUCCUGAAGGAGAAAGAAGCCCACUCAAAAACCAAGGAGGAGGUGGAGACACUCGAGGAGGACAUCGAGAGACUCAAGGCGGAGAAGGCAGAUAACUCAGCUGGUGGAGAUGCCAAGGGGGAAGCAGCUAGAGCAGCACUGGUAGCAGAAAUGGCCCUGCAGACUAAGCAAAUUUCGGGUUUUGAGAAGAAAAUUGAAGCCUUGGAACAAGAAAAAUUGAAGAACAUUCCACCUGAUACUGCCAAAGAGAUCAACAGUCUGUACAGUAAAGUGAAAGAGUUGGAGAGACAGCGGGAUGCAGCUCAGAAGGAGGCAAUAGCUAAGACAGCAGAAGCCAGUAAGAUCACUGUUGACUUCUCAAGCACACAGAAGUUCUUGGAGAAAGAGAGGGAGGCCAACAAGAAACAUCAGGCAACGCUGAAGACCAAGAUGGCAGAGAAGGACAAGCAUGCCAAGGAGCUGGUGGCGACCACAGAGAAGAAGUUCACUGAGAGGCUGGAGCAGAAUAAGAAUCAGAUCACUGCCCUGGAGAAGAAGGUCAAGACACUGUCAGCAGCAGGAGCCGUAGGGGGAGCCAAGGCUGGAGGAGCCAAGACCGAUGCAAAGACGGAGAAGAAGAUCCAGAUGCUACAGGAUCAGAACGCUGCCCUCAAGAAGCAAGUCCAAGAAGAACAAGCAAGGGCUAAACAAUUCAAGGAUGAUGUUAAAGAGGCUAAAGCAGCAGGAGCAGGGGAUAAAAAUGCAACCAAGAAGAUUGAGAAGCAGAUCAAGGAUUUAGAGAAGAAACUUGAAAUGGAGACAAAGAAACAUGAGAGAGAAGCCAAGAAGGCGACAGAGUUUGAGGCAGAACUCAAGACGACUACAAAGGAUAGAGACUCUUUGAAGGAUGAGGUUGCCAAACUGAUGGCUCAGAUCUCAUCUUUGGGCGUGGCCGCGGAGGAAGCCUUAGAACUCAAGGAGAAAUGUACCACCCUGGAGAAGGAGAACAAGGAGCUACAGAAGGAGCUGAAAGCAGCCACUGAUAACUACAACAGUGAGAGGGUUUUGAGGAAGAAGUACUAUAACAUGGUUGAGGAUAUGAAAGGCAAGAUUCGUGUGUACUGCAGGGCAAGACCGCUGAGUGGUUCAGAGAAAGAAAGAGGUAAUUUUUCCAUCAUCAAAAGACCAGAUGAGUACACAGUUGAUAUCACAUCUACACGUGGCCAGAAGGAGUUCCAGUUUGAUCAUAUCUUCAUGCCUGAGAACACACAAGCCGAGAUCUUUGAGGAUACAGAUCGUUUAAUCCAAUCGGCUGUGGACGGCUACAAUGUGUGUAUCUUUGCCUACGGUCAGACAGGCUCAGGAAAGACUUUCACCAUGAUCGGAGACAAGGAACAGAAAUUCCCCGGUAUCGCUCCAAGAGCCUUCCAGAAAGUCUACGAGCUUAUUGAAGAAAACAAAUCGAAAUUCUCAUUCCGUGUAUACACAUACAUGCUGGAGUUGUACAAUGAAAAGUUGAUUGAUCUCUACAAUAAAAACAAGGGAGAGCCUCCCAAGUUGGACAUCAAGAAGGAUAAGAAGGGCAUGGUGUACAUCAAUGGCUCGGUCAUCCAGGAAGCUGGUAACUCCAAGGAGCUCUAUGGUCUCUUUGAAGAGGGGUCCGCCAACAGGCACGUCGCCUCUACAAAGAUGAAUUCCGAAAGUUCUCGUUCUCAUCUCGUCAUCGGUGUCAUCAUAGAGAGCACUAAUCUAGGGACCGGUGCCGUCGUCAAGGGCAAGCUCACUCUGGUAGAUUUGGCCGGUAGUGAGCGUUCAGCCAAGACUGGGGCUACCGCAGAGCAACUGAAGGAAGCGAACUCAAUCAACAAAUCACUGAGUGCUCUGGCCGAUGUGAUCUCCGCACUCUCCAGCGAGCAAUCCUUCAUCCCGUACAGAAACAACAAACUCACCAUGCUCAUGCAGGACUCCCUUGGUGGCAACGCAAAGACACUCAUGUUCGUCAACAUCUCACCGGCGGACUACAAUGCAGAGGAAACCGUUAUAUCACUCACGUAUGCAUCCCGUGUGAAGCUCAUCACCAACGAUGCUUCAAAGAAUUCUGACAACAAAGAGAUUGCAAGGCUCAAGGAUGUCAUCGCCAAACUCAAGAAGGGAGAAACAUUGGACGAAGAAGAAGUGGAGUAAAACACGAUAAGACAUAGUGCUUUAUACUAUGUAUGUAAGCACUUAGCCUUUAGCUAUAAUCACUAAUUCACUAUUGCCUGGGUUACUGCCUUCCAACCAGUCGCCUUGUGCGCGCACAAACAUGCUAGUCAAACCCAAAUGACAUUUGCAUCCCACCAGAUAAAAAUUUAUAUACCUGGGUGGAGAGAAACAACGUAGAAAUACCUUGAGUAUUAAAGGACAUAAGUACCUUGCCGAUGAUCAAACCCACAAACUCUGAGUCUCUGGUCCAGUAUUGAAAACACUGGACUAUGACCAUCCCAAAAUAAAUGUAAACCCCUUUCUUUGUGGGCUUGAAUUAUCAUCCUACUCUUCUGUAGUUUGAGAAGACAUGUAUCAGUCAAAAUUGGCAGCUUUUUACACUCUAUUACGGCAUGUGAAAGUUGGGUAUAUAUGGAUAUUCGGGAAGUAAACUCAAGCAUAAAAUACCGUGAAUUUCAAUUGUUAUUUUACUUAAACUGAACAAAAUUGAGAUAUAACCUGAGAAAUAUUGAUGAAUUCUCAUAAAGAGUGAGAAUAGCAAGUUUUUGCAAUGUGUUCACAUGAUAUCUUUGCAUUGUGAACUUUUAUGUUCGCAUCCGUUACAAGAUAUUUAUUUCUGUAGAUUAGAGCACAUACACUAGAUGUUGUUAGGCCGGACAUACAUAAUGCCUUAUCUGACCUAGCAACACUUCCUGUGUGCAAUCAGUAGUGCCAUCUAUCAAAAAACAAUAUGUGAGUAAAGAUGAAUAUAAUGUGUCACAUUCAAGGCAUUUCACAAAGGAGUAAAUACUAAGCAUUAACAGUGAAUAGAGUAUGGAAACCCAAGAUUAUCAAAAUAUGAACCAAUUAUUCAUUUCAAUACCUAAUAUCUCAAGCAAACAUUAUAAGAGAUACUCUAAUUAUACUACCCAGCUGCCAAUAUAUGGUUUCUCACAUCAUUUCUUUGAUUUAUAUGUGACAUGAUUUUUUUUUUACUAAACGACAGGUACCUUUCAUUCCUAUUCUCAUUUGUCCCAAAUCAUUAUUUAUAUAUUUUUAUGUGAACUUCUUUGUAAUCAUGUGGAAUUUAAAUGAAGACAAGUGUAUACAAUGAACAUAAUCAAUAAGAAUGUGCCUUUAAUUUAUUUCAAUUUUUGUAUUCUGUGUAAAUAGAGAAAUCAUCUAUACUAAAUUUAGUUGUACAAUAAUUGCAUAAAAGUACAUGUACAUAACAUUUUGUUGGAUAAACUGUAUAAUACAUUAUAAAUCAUCUGUUGAAGAAAUUCAGAAUUGUAUAUAUGUACAUUCACAUGAAAUAUCUGAUUUCAUAAUUAUGUAAACUAUAUAAUUUAAUUGUUUAUUUACAUGUCAAUUUAGGAAAUUGUCAGUUUCUACUUCUCAAUAAUAGUUUAUGAAGGGCAGAUGAGACAUAAUUAUAGGAGUAAUAUUUGAUUUUUGAAGUGGACUAAUGCUUGUACUCAUAGAAAAUAAAAUGGACAAUAGUAAAGUACAGUACUAACAUUAUGCAGACUGAGAACAAAAUGGAUAGACCAAAAUGUGAAAUUUGAAUUUGAAUAUUGUUAUAUUAUGCCACCCAUAUAUUUGAAAGUGGAAUUUAAUGCCCUAAACUUAUACAAUUUUUGCUUUUAAAUGCUACUGAAAAUAGAAAUGAUUCAUAGAAUUCAUCCAUACCAGUACCUUAUUAAAAACCCAAUGUUCAAAAUGUAUGUUUAAUUUUUAUAUCAACAUUUUAUAUGAUUAAUGGUUUGUCUGUAUAUAAUAUUCAAGAACAAUGCCAACAAAAAAUAAAUUUAAAAUUUAAACAAUAAAUAAUUCACAUUGAAAAUAAUCAAAGCAGAUCGUUUUAAUAGUAAAUCAGGAAUAAUCUAGUCUUUAGGGUAGUUAUAUAAUUACAAUACAGAAAAAGUUGAAACAAAAUUGCAAGCAAAUGAAAUGAAUAAUUAUGAAAUUAUAAAGUGUACAUACGAUUUUUAUUUACAAUAUACAUGUUCAUUAUAAACAUCUUUACUAUAUGCAAGUACGACACUAGUAGAAUUUACGUAUAUUUUGAUUUUUAAAUUGUCUGUUGUACAUGUCGAUGUAACAUUUCCGUCCAUAAACUUCAAACAAGAUGUUGUAUUCUUACACAUUCGUCCAUGUUUUUACCUUGAUUCUAUAAUAAUAUUCCUAUGCUGUGACAAAGUGACAAAGUGACAAAGUGGAUAUGUAUUUAGCACUAGUUUAUAUGACAGGAAUUAUAAAGGUCGUUUAGUCAGAUCAUGUGUGCCUUUUUCCAUGCAAUCAUUUUUUCUUUCUGUCCAACGGGACUAGCCUUUCUUCAUGUGUUUUGUGUGUAUUCUGUUGUGCUAUAAGUAGACGUCCAAAUAAAAGAUAUUUCUUUUCUAUUUA